Messenger RNA from Chinchilla lanigera (long-tailed chinchilla), 884 nucleotides. RefSeq lists its product as uncharacterized. Bases 267 to 875 code for a protein of 202 amino acids. The transcript has 3 exons. NCBI's taxonomy places the organism in Eukaryota, Metazoa, Chordata, Mammalia, Rodentia, Chinchillidae. The record is from RefSeq and is a predicted model, not a curated record.
CAGCCAGGGUCCUGGCUGAUCUGCUUCUGGAGGCGAGGGCCGCGCCUCUUCUCCCCACUGGACUGCACGCAGCUGGGCCCGAGCAAGGCACGCGCGGGUCUGGCGCACUCAGAAAGGUAGAGGAGAGUUUAAUUGUGUUCCGCUUUUGAUCUUCUGCGGGAGGUUAAGUGUGGUGAGCCUGGGAGGCGUGCUGUCUGCCCUUCCUGCUGGAAGAUUUUCGGGUGGAGAGUGAGGAUAACCCUAACCUGGGGUCGUGAAAGAAAAUCAUGGCGGGGGCCACACAGCUGCCCGGCAUCUCCGCCAGAGCCCAGCGAGCGUACACUCUUGGGCCCCCAAGGUGUCGCUGGCUGUCAGGAAACUGGAACCAAGGAGGAGAUGCGACAGUGAAGACAGCAGGAGAACAGCAAGGAGAGCCCCUCUCCCUCGGAGCGAGGAUCCUGCCCACAUCUCCGCCUUGGACUCCGGCCCCAGAACUGGGAGGAGAUAAACAUUCUUUGCUGAGGCCGCGCAGUCCGGGGUGCUUUGUUCCCGGGUCCCCCGGGCCCACACGGCGCCCACAGUGUAGGUGCCCUGCAGUGCUCACCACACGAGCUCUUCAGAGCUGCUGGACGAAGUCCAAUGAGCCGCUCCAGCCUGGCCGACUUCAGGGCUGCGGUCGAGGCCCUGCCCUGGGGAAAGGUGCACAGCAGGAGAUCUGGGUUCCCUGGUCCAGGCACAGCCGUGUGACUGCUGCGGCCACCGCGGGGUCACUGUCCGAGACGCUGCCUGUGUUCCUCCUCGCCUGCUGCACCACGGUCCCUGGCCUUGGUAGGGCAGUAGCCCAGCACAACAAUGACCCUGGGUUCUGCACAAAGCAUGGCACAAACAAAACCUAAGAAUAAAAU